Messenger RNA from Lampris incognitus (smalleye Pacific opah), 1056 nucleotides. RefSeq names its product IgLON family member 5 (gene iglon5). Gene Ontology annotation, cellular component: neuron projection. Lineage: Eukaryota; Metazoa; Chordata; Actinopteri; Lampriformes; Lampridae. The record is from RefSeq and is a predicted model, not a curated record. Bases 1 to 1056 code for a protein of 351 amino acids. The transcript is spliced from 9 exons.
AUGGCUCCCUACAAGGCCCAGAGACACGGCGCCAUAGUCCAGGUGAACUUUGACCCCUGGCCCGGCGCGCACGGAGCAGAAUUCGGCCACCUGCCCGACAACAUUACAGUGCUGGAAGGAGACAGCGUCAUUUUGAGGUGUAAGAUCGAUGAAGAGGUGACCCACAAGGCCUGGUUGAACCGUUCCAACAUCUUGUUCACGGGGACAGACAAGUGGUCUCUGGACAAGCGUGUGUCACUGGUCAACAGUAACAGCAGCGACUUUUCCAUCCAGAUAGACAAGGUGCAGGUGGCUGACGAGGGGCCGUACACCUGCACCUUCCAGGCCAAUAACAUGCCCCGCAUCGCCUACGUCUACCUCAUCGUCCAAGUGCCGGCCAGGAUCGUCAACAUCUCCAGAGACGUGUCGGUGAACGAGGGCGAGAACGUCAACCUGUUCUGCUUGGCUGUGGGGCGGCCGGAGCCCACCGUCACCUGGAAGGACCAGAAAUAUGGCUUGGUGAGUGAUGGGGAAUUCCUGGACAUCACAGAGAUCAAGCGGCAGCAAGGCGAGGACUACGAGUGCAUCACCAAUAACGGCGUGGCCCCUCCGGACACGCGCAAGGUCAAGGUCACGGUCAACUACCCGCCCAUGAUCACAGAUGUGAAAAACAUGCCAGCCCAGCUGGGCAAGACGGCCAUCCUGCGCUGUGAAGCCAUGGCUGUACCGACGGCCUCGUUCGAGUGGUACAGAGAUGACCGCAGGCCAGUAGAGAAUGACAACACCCUGCGGAUCAAAAACGAGAAGACGCGCUCGCUGCUGCUCUUCACCAAUGUGACAGACAAACAUUUUGGCAACUACACCUGCUUCGCCUCGAACCGUCUGGGGGCUUCCAAUGCCAGCAUGCUGUUGUUUCAGCGUCUCAUGCCUACAUUACCUCUCCCUCUUUGCUUGCUCACACUCGUGCUCGCCAUCCCUCGGCCGGGGGCAGUAUACGGGCGAGGAAUCGCUGUCCAUGCAGGGAUGAGCGUCGGCGUCUGGCUCGCCCUCUUCAUGUGUCUUCUGCUGAAGGUCUAG